Molecule: messenger RNA, 1929 nt
Organism: Trifolium pratense (red clover)
Lineage: Eukaryota; Viridiplantae; Streptophyta; Magnoliopsida; Fabales; Fabaceae
Product: putative F-box/LRR-repeat protein At5g54820
Exons: 3
Coding region: 54-1493 (479 amino acids)
Molecular function (GO): protein binding
Source: RefSeq, a predicted model, not a curated record
CCUUUUGGCUACGGCCAAUACUUUCUCAAGUUUUGAGAAAGAAGCAAUAGAAAAUGAAGGAUCAACAAAGGAAGAAACAAAGGGUAGUGGAAAGAAAUAAUCAAGAUUAUAUUAGUAAACUACCCUAUAGUUUAUUGUGCAAUAUUUUAUCAUCUCUUAAGAUCAAUGAAGCUGUCAAAACUAGUGUUCUAUCUUCCAAUUGGAGAUAUAUUUUUACCAAUCCAACCAACCUUAUUUUUGAUGCACAAAACAUGCUAGUGAAAGAUUACCCAUUUCCCAAUAUAUGUCACCUAAGCAAAGUUUUAAUGUUUAAUAUCAAAAUGAAGAGAGCUUCUACUUUUGUAAGUAAUGUGAACAAGUAUUUGUCAAAUGUUAAAAAUGUCCAAAAAAUUGACAAGUUAAAAGUUUGUUUCACUUUUCGCAAUAAAGGGUAUGGUUGCAACGAUCUCGAAGAGUGGAUCCGGUUUGCGGUUGAACGAAAUGUAGAAGAGAUUGAUCUUUGUUUGUUGGAAGAUAAUCAUCUUAGUGCUCCUAAUCCUAAUGAUGGUUCCUUCUAUGUUUUCCCUUGCGAUACUUUUGACUUCAAUUCAACUUUGAAGUGUUUGCGCUUGGCGCAUUGUGUACUUGCUCCACUAAAUUCAUGUAACUAUGGUUUUAGCACGCUCGCAACAUUGGAACUUUUCAAAGUUGAUUUGAAAUCUGAGGAGCAUAUCCGGAUUUUGUUGUCUAGCUGCGACAACCUUGAGUCUUUGAGCUUUUCCGAAUGUUAUAAUAUGGAUUACUUGAAACUUGAGCACUCUUUUUGCAAGAAGUUGAAGUAUUUGAAAGUGAACCUUUGUCGCCAAUUGAAGGGAAUUAUGCUGAAAAGCAACAUUUUGGAGACCUUGGAAUAUGUUGGAAGCAAAGUUGCAUUCUUUUUUGAUGCCCCAAACCUUAAAAGUUUCUUUGGUUAUGUGAGCGAAAAUUGGCUAGUUUGCAAACUUUCUACCGAUCUUCCUCAGCUCGAAAAUUUGCUCCUUGAAUGCUGCUGCAUGGGUGAUGUUAUGACAAAAAGAUUUCCCACAUUUGAAAAUUUGAGGCAUCUAGAAAUUAUAAAAGUGGGCAUAUUUAGACAGGAUCUCUCAUGGAUACCAGUUGCUCUCAAUGCUUGUCCCACUAUCACAAAACUUAAGCUUCAUCUUAGGACAUAUUUUAACAUUGAUGAAGAGUUAACUGCGUAUUGGCCUCCUAGAUGCUUACAUAAACAUUUGAAGGAAAUAACAAUAACUGGAAUUAGAGGUCACUCAAGUGAAAUUGCAAUUGCAAUUUAUCUUCUAAGGAAUGCAAUUUCACUUGAGAAGAUGAUAGUUGACCCGCAUCCAAGAAUUUACCUUGGGAAUGGUAAAUGUGUUCAUUCAGAAGUGUGUGAGAAUUGGAGCAGAAUUGAGAAGCACAAAGUUGAAUUUUUUCUGAAGAAAGAAGUUGGUUCAUUAGUAGAAUUGUUAAUCUUGUAAACAAAAGGAGUCUUGUUUACCGAUUGUUAGUUGGUCUAGUGGUGAUUGACGCUGUACUUUGUAGGGAGUACUACGGUUCGAUCUCUCGCAACUGCGAUCAAAAGGAGGUUACAACCACUUGAUGCCAGAGCUGACCUCAGAACCAAAUUACGCGGUGAAGGGGCCUGAAUACUGGUGGUUAAAAAUAAAAUAAAAAGGAGUCUUGUAUUAGCUUAAUGAAGUAUGAUGUUGUGAGUCAAGGAUGAAUCUAGAGAGAAAGUAGAUGAAAAAUAAAUGAUGGAAAUGUGUAAGGUUAUAAUUUGGGAUUCACUAGUAUUAUAGUCUAAUGUGAAAUGUAAAAGGACACUUUAGGACCCCUGAGUUCAUUGAACUAAAGGGAGUUCCCCCAAACACUUCAAUGAAAUUAAAAAGGUUCUCUUGACAUGAAUUGAAUUUA